Molecule: messenger RNA, 354 nt
Organism: Aspergillus tanneri
Lineage: Eukaryota; Fungi; Ascomycota; Eurotiomycetes; Eurotiales; Aspergillaceae
Exons: 1
Coding region: 1-354 (117 amino acids)
Molecular function (GO): oxidoreductase activity
Source: RefSeq, a predicted model, not a curated record
AUGGCGCAUCCCGACGGCGAACUCGCCACGAGUCGUGCCUAUGCACAUCGGAAUAUCCCCAUGGCAAUCUCGUCGUUCUGCAAUCAUCCUCUCGAAGAGAUCACCACCGUAGCACGCGCGGUCGCCCCGAUCAGCCACCUGCUGCAGGUCUACACGAUGAGAGACAGCGAGAAACAGGAACGUAUCAUACGUCGCGCCGAGGCAGCAGCAUGCAAAGCGAUUCUCCCCACAGCGGACAGCCCCGUGCUCGGGGUGCGGUAUAACGAGGUUCGAAAGGAUUUCCGCACCCCCGUGAUUUUGUCCUUCCUCAUGCUGGAAUGGGACUCGGAGAAAAUCCAGAGUCAAGCCCACUAA